GGCUCCGCACCGGGGAGGCGCGUCCUGCCCGAGCGGCGCCGGGAUCGUCGGUGCUGCUGCUGCUGCUGCCGCUGCACCUCCCGCCCUUCUGCUCCUCCUCGCCGUCCUCAUCCUCCCCCUCCUCCUGCUCCCGCUCCGCGCCUGCCGCCCGGCCGUGUCUGACAGGAUAUGUAACAUGACACUGAUAUUCUGGACAGUUUAUCAUAGGAGCCUCUGUGAAGCUGUUUUUUUGAAGUAAUGCCAAUAGAAAGUGGAAGUUGUGCAUCUGCUCGCCAAGCAAAGCAGAAACGUAAAUCACACAGUCUUUCCAUCCGGAGAACCAACAGUUCCGAGCAGGAACGGGCGGGACUGCAGAGAGACAUGUUGGAAGGGCAGGAUUCUAAGCUACCAUCUUCUGUCCGGAAUACACUCCUUGAACUUUUUGGACAGAUAGAACGAGAAUUUGAAAACCUGUAUAUUGAAAAUUUGGAAUUGCGUAGAGAGAUCGAUACACUGAAUGAGCGUUUAGCAGGUGAAGGACAGACAAUUGAUGGAGCUGAACUGAGCAAAGGACAGCUGAAAACAAAAGCCAGUCAUAGUACCAGUCAGCUUUCUCAGAAAUUAAAGACAACUUACAAGGCAUCUACUAGCAAGAUUGUAUCCAGUUUUAAAACUACAACAUCAAGGGCAAUCUGUCAACUGGUAAAGGAAUAUGUUGGCCACAGGGAUGGUAUUUGGGAUGUCAGUGUCGCGAAAACUCAGCCAGUGGUGUUGGGAACUGCAUCUGCUGAUCACACUGCUUUGCUGUGGAGCAUAGAAACAGGGAAGUGCCUUGUCAAGUAUGUAGGGCAUGUUGGAUCAGUAAACUCCAUAAAGUUUCAUCCCACUGAGCAAGUGGCUCUUACAGCAUCUGGAGACCAGACAGCUCACAUCUGGAGAUACAUAGUACAGUUGCCUACACCUCAGCCAACUGCAGACUGCAAUCAAGUGACUGGAGAAGACGAAGUUGAGUUCUCAGAUAAAGAUGAACCUGAUGGAGAUGGGGAUGGUUCCAGUGAUUGCCCCACUGUCAGAGCCCCCUUAACUUCACUGAAAAGCCAUCAAGGAGUGGUCAUAGCAGCUGACUGGCUGGUUGGGGGGAAGCAGGCAGUGACAGCAUCGUGGGAUAGGACAGCAAAUCUGUAUGACGUAGAGACUUCUGAACUUGUCCAUUCUCUUACAGGGCACGACCAAGAGCUCACGCAUUGUUGUACACAUCCCACCCAGCGUCUCGUGGUGACAUCGUCCCGCGACACAACCUUCCGCCUGUGGGAUUUCAGAGAUCCUUCUAUCCAUUCUGUGAAUGUCUUUCAGGGCCACACAGACACUGUGACAUCUGCAGUUUUCACUGUGGGAGACAAUGUUGUUUCUGGUAGUGAUGACCGUACAGUAAAAGUCUGGGAUUUGAAAAACAUGAGGUCUCCUAUUGCAACAAUCCGUACAGAUUCUGCAGUCAACAGGAUUAACGUAUGUGUUGGCCAAAGAAUCAUCGCCCUUCCACAUGACAACCGACAGGUCAGAUUGUUCGACAUGUCAGGAGUGCGAUUAGCGCGGCUCCCCCGCAGUAACAGACAGGGGCACAGGAGGAUGGUUUGCUGCUCCGCCUGGUGUGAGGACCAUCCCAUAUGUAACCUCUUCACGUGCGGGUUUGAUCGUCAGGCUAUCGGGUGGAACAUCAACAUCCCUGCAUUGCUACAAGAGAAAUGAAAUCCUGAAAGAGUUUCUGCGUUUGUGUCGCCAUGGACUUCUACACUUUGGCAGGCUGCUCUCAACACUGGUCUGCUGUCGCCGUAAAAGCUCUUCCGUAAGGGGAGGCUCGAGCAAAUGUUGUUCUUGUUACCACGUUGUGCACAGUUUGCAUGAGUUGUACAGAAGAUGUGAUUUUUUAAAAAUUAGUUUGUCUUGUGUAUGAACUUUUAUAUUUUGGCAUCCACUGGUCAAUAUGUUCACUGUUGCAUAGAGCACAUAAAUGUUCAUAAAUUAUUUAGCAUUCAGUAGUUACACAGUAGGGCAUUACAUUUGUGACAUAAAUGUGAAACUUAUGUAAUUACUGUAGAGAGUGUAUAGCAGUCUGUUAUGUUUUUCCAUGACUCUACAUAUCUGCCUUGUGUUAAAAAGAAUCUGCAGGGCUAAAACUUUGAAAUGAAGUGUGAAUUUCACUAGUUGUAUGAUUGUAAACAUUUUCCUGUUUGCAUCUGAUUUGGAAUACUUUUUUUAGUGCUGCGUUAUAGUGCAACUUCAACUCCAUUUUUAUUCUGGUUACUGGAGAAAUAGUAGAUUUGAGAAGGAAAAUGCAAGCAACUUGUAAUGAAUAUAGACUGCCAGGUUUAUUUGUAAUGAUUUUUGUACUUUUUUUUUUGAAAAAAGAAAAAUAUUCAUUCUGCCCUUCUUAUAUAAAGUGAUUCUAAAACCUCAUUACAUUUCAUACUAGCAAAAAUCCAGAAUAUUAUAAUUCUAAUCACUGAAAUCUGGUCAAGCAAAUUCUGAAGCACUUUAGUUUAUAGCUAUUGUUAUAAACCAUUUAUGAAAGUUUGACUUUACCAGUGAAUGUGAGCUGACCUUUGUAAGAAGGAUUACUUCUUUUUGGUGAUCUGCCCAGAAAGGAAAUAGUUUUUUUUGGGGGUGGUGUUAUUGUUUAUGUACCUACAGUGAGCAUAUUUUCAAUUGUGCUCACUUCCCAUAUUUUUAUUUUGAGCCAGCAAUACAAAGCAAAUGAGUUCUACCUCAGAAAUGAAUGAUGGUCAAGAUGCGUCGAAUCUCUCUGUAGCCUAGAAAAAAGCACUUUUGGUCUCUGCCUGAAGUACUGUCUCUGACAGGAGAGGAAAGACAAUCAUACUACAUGUAAUCCUUAAGGUAAUUAACACUUAAAGCUAGUGGAGCAAUACAGUCAGUAAACAUCAUCUGUUACCUUUCUGUUCUCAGCCACGACAAGGGCCCCUGUCCUGUUCCAGAAGGGGAUAAUUAACACAGGUCUCUCUUCUUUCUCCCAAAUGAUCUUACUCUGGUUUUGCUCCUCACUGUGCUUGGCUGUUUUUUGCACUGGCAGUGGGGUGCUACACUGCAGCUGCUGCUGAUGUAAGUAAAUGCAGUGGCAGCUGAUGUCUUCAAAAGAACAGGAAGGCUGCUUCAGACAGACACCUCUCUUUGGCUAAAGGGAGAUGCUGCCCCCAUAACUGUCUGACAUAUCACAGUGUAAGAUGAAGGGUGAGGGUAACCCAAAGGUGCACUCUUACAGUGGGAAUCGUGGGGUUUAUGGUGGGUUGGCAGAAGUGUUAGGGGCUUUUUAUCUCAUCAUUAUGGUUUUGUGAAACUAUAGCUGUGCUCAUGUCCUCUACUGUUAUAAUGACAUGAAGACAGUUGUGUUAGCUGGUUCUCCUGUUACCUAACAUAUAUAUGGGCAUGGGAGUGCAAUGGGAUUGGAUGAUGAAUGCAUCAGUGAGGAAUUGUAGGAAAACAGGGGUCCUAGGCAUAUUUUGGAGUGUAGCAUUAAGGAAGCUCAAAAUAUUUAAUGGAGGAUAUAUAUGUAGUAUCUUUAUAGUACAGGUCCUCAUAGUAAUUUGAUCCCUUUUUCUUUUGUGAGAGUUUUUUUUUCUUUUUUUUUUGAUACAAGAUGCAUACACAGCUGUGCUGGAGUAAUCUUAAAUACCAAAACCAGUGAGGUUGCACAAAGCAGCUGCAGAGUUUUAAGUCUUCUGCUGAUAAGAGUUAAAUGAUGGUGUCAAAGUUUAUUUUCACUUUUUUUUUUUUUUUUUCCUUAAGAAGACUCACUUUCUUUUAGUUGGUGACAGGAAGAAUUUUACAAAGGUUUAUGCUGUUUAAAAAGAGAGAAAAAUGUCUGGCCAGUUAAAGCAGUUUCUCCAGCAUGGCCUGCAUGUAGUGUCUUGAGCAAUGGCUGUCCUUUAUGACCUGAGGUGGGGGAGAGGGUCACUGGUUUUGGUCCUGCUAAACUAAAGUGUCUGUUUGAGCUUCUCUAAUACAUCUGUAAUACAGGACCACUGGACUCUAUGCAGUUUAAUCAUCAUUGCUGCAAACUUUUUAUAUCACCAGAGGGACCAUCCUCUGGCACCAGGAAUGGGUUAUUAUGUUUCAUUUUGAAAAAAAUCAAGCAAACAAGGUGCUAGAGCCACGUUCUUACGAGCAGGCUAAUACUUAAAUCAGCUGAACACUUAACUAUCACGUAGCUUAAUUUUAUAUAUUGUACUGAAGGGUGAGCAGAACUGCCAUUCCCCUUGAAGCAAAAUAUAUGAGCAGUGGUGAAUAAUACGACAUUGACUUAAGAUGUGGAAAGCAUUUCAUGGCUUUUAAUGUUUUAAAGAGUGUUUCUCAGCACUGAACAAUGUCCAACAUUUCAUAAAAUGGAGGAAAGUUGCAGUUACAGUUUCAGUAUUGUGCAGGAUUUCACAGAAAACUCAUCACUGGGCAAAACCAAGCUUCUGUGUCUUUCAAGCAGUGCACAUCAGUUUUCACAAAGUUUGUGUAUAAUUUACAGUCAUAAAGAUCUGGAAUGAAACAUCUUAUUUGUUGCCUAAGUCUGUGAAAACUACCUUUUGGGGAAAAGAAUUUAUAACUUAUGUGGAACCACUUUUUAUUAUUCUGCUAAUUUGUUUUUAGAUGUAAAAUGUUUCUCUUCAUUACAAUUCAAAAUGCAUUAAAACAUUCAACAAUUUUUUUUUGGAA
This is a messenger RNA of Myiozetetes cayanensis, 4695 nucleotides long. It is a transcript of the gene WDR37, whose product is annotated as WD repeat domain 37. Lineage: Eukaryota; Metazoa; Chordata; Aves; Passeriformes; Tyrannidae. The coding region runs from base 238 to 1725 and encodes 495 amino acids. Gene Ontology annotation, molecular function: protein binding. The transcript is spliced from 15 exons. Gene Ontology annotation, cellular component: preribosome, large subunit precursor. The record is from RefSeq and is a predicted model, not a curated record.